UUGUGAACAGCUUGAACACACAAUGGCAACUCGCUCACUCGCAGAUGCACGCGGCGCAUUCGAGGCUGGCAAUGCCGAUGCGUCUGCCCGCGCUCACGGUGCAGUUGGCACAGUCGGCAUCAACACUGACAGUGCUGAGGACUCUCCAUUAUUGGGCCGCCUGAAGGCAGAUGAGAAGCACCGAACGGGCCUCAGCGAGUACAUUCAAGCAAUCAUCUUUGGCGGUCUUGACGGCAUCAUCACAACGUUCGCUGUUGUCGCCGCUGGAGUCGCUGGCAACUUGGAGCGAAAGACAAUUCUGACCAUCGGAUUUGCCAAUUUGGUCGGAGACGCUUUCGCAAUGGCUGUGGGCGACUACCUGAGCUCGCGGGCAGAGCUCGAUCAUGCAAACUCGGAGCGAGCGCGAGAGGCGUGGGAAAUCGAGCAUGAUCCAGACACUGAAAAGAAGGAAAUGGUCGAAAUCUACGUAGACAAGGGUCUCUCGCAUGCCGACGCGGUCAAGGUGGUGGAUCUGCUCUUUACCAACGAAGACGCUUUCUUGAAUAUCAUGAUGAUGGAGGAGCUGGGCAUCAUGCCUCAAGACGCUUCCGUCGUGCCAUGGAAGAGCGCUGUCAUUACGUUCGUCUCCUUCAUCCUGUUUGGCGGCUUCCCGAUGCUGGCCUAUAUUUGUGCCGCAGACUACAACAAGAAGGCGGAUUUGGACGAGAUUUUCGGCAUUGCUGUUGGUUUGUUGGCACUUGCGUUGUUUGGCCUCGGCGCAUACAAGGGCCAAGUCAUUCAAGUGCCCUGGUGGCAGUCAGGACUGUCCAUGUUAAUUGUCGGAGGUCUCACAACCGUAGCGGCCUACUUUAUUGGUGAUGGAUUGUCAUCUCUCGCGUAAAGUGAGCACGCGGUGUGUUUGUCAAUGUGUUGUUAAGUGCUGCCAUUAUUCUUUGAAUCAAACUCUCAAAGCUA
Messenger RNA from Capsaspora owczarzaki ATCC 30864, 954 nucleotides. Its product is annotated as integral membrane protein. NCBI's taxonomy places the organism in Eukaryota, Filasterea, Ministeriida, Capsasporidae. The record is from RefSeq and is a predicted model, not a curated record. Gene Ontology annotation, molecular function: manganese ion transmembrane transporter activity; iron ion transmembrane transporter activity. Gene Ontology annotation, cellular component: membrane. Bases 23 to 880 code for a protein of 285 amino acids. The transcript is spliced from 6 exons. Gene Ontology annotation, biological process: intracellular manganese ion homeostasis.